CCGUUGGCCUGCAGGCAGCGGCUUCUUGGGGCCGUUGCGAGGGCUAGGACCGAGGUUUUCCGAUGCCCUGCUCCAGAAAGAUCUCCAGGAGGGAAGUCCUGGGAGUGUUUGCAUCACGCUGAGCAAAAGGAGAGCUCCCUCGUCUGUAGGAUGAAAGACUAGAGGCCCCGCAGGAGGCCUCAGGGAGUAAAAUGAAAGCCCAAGAGAAGUACAGAUCCGACUCGUGGUUAGAAACUGAACGCCUGACCAAGGGAGCAGUGCAAGAGGACCCGAGGUCACGCUCCCUGGCGCUGGGUGAUCCGACUGCCGCUGCGGGGGCUCAGGGCGAGACAGAUCCAGCUGAGAACAUACUUGAACAGAACCUCAAGAUCCAGUUCUACAUCAGUUCUGGGUCCACAUCUCCAUCCUCACACAGCGCAGACGAAGCCGACCCAGUCAAGAUUGUGGAUUCUGCUCAUCUACCGGUUCACACACCAACAAUAAAGAAAAAGGAAUAUCAGAGUAGUAUCCUCUUUCCAACUAAGAGUAAGAGCCACCGGUUUUUCCUCACGUCCUUCACGGCUCCCACCAAGUGUCACCAGUGCACGGCUCUGAUGGUGGGCUUGAUAAGGCAAGGCUGUGUGUGUGACGCAUGUGGGUUCUCCUGUCACACAACCUGUGUGGAAAAAGCUCCACGAGCCUGUCCAGUGCCUUCUCAGCAGAAGAAAGGCACCCUCUGUCUGGACCCACGGGAAGGCAUGGGAACAGCAUAUGAAGGCCAUGUCUGGAUCCCAAAGAAAGCAGGGGUGAAAAAAGGAUGGCAGAGAGCACUGGCGAUAGUUUGUGACUUCAAACUCUUCCUGUAUAACAUGAAUGAAGAGAAAGACUCAAAACCCAACGUUGUUGUGAGUCAAGUGAUUGACAUGAGGGAUGGAGCGUUCUCUGUCAGUUCUGUCUGGCCCUCCGAUUUUAUUCCUGUAAGGAGGAAGGAAAUGUCCCGCAUGUUUAAGGUCACGGCUUCUCAGCUCGCAGUGCCCGGCAGCAGGUGCUCGGUGCCGAUCCUCGCGGACAGCGAGCGUGACAAGUGUGAGUGGGUGGGCGUGCUGAGCGGCCUGCACAAGAUGCUCAGGAAGAGCCACUCCCGGGACCGCUCGGUCUACGUCCUGCAAGAGGCUUAUGACAGCAGUCUGCCCCUGAUCAGAACCGCCCGCACGGCUGCCAUCAUAGAUCACAAAAGAAUUGCUCUAGGAAAUGAAGAAGGCUUAUUUGUUGUGCACAUUACUAUAGAUGAAAUUAUUCGUGUUGGCGUCAUGAAGAAGGUCCGGCAGAUUGAGCUCAUCCGCUGCGGCCAGCUGGUGGCAGUGAUCUCCGGGCGAAGCCGCCACGUGCAGCUGUUCCCCAUGUCAGCUCUGGACGGACGCAAGGCUGACACUCACAAGCUGGAAGAAACCAAAGGGUGCCAAACAAUGACUUCUGGAACAGUGUGCCAGGGGGCCCACGUAUGCCUCUGUGUAGCAAGGAAAAGCCGAGUGUUUUGUUAUGAGCUGUUUCAGGGCAAGGACAUUUCUCACCGGAAGCUUAAAGAGCUCCAGACCCCCGCCAGGGUCCAGUGGAUGGCCGUCCUCAGUGAGCAGCUCUGUGUGGGGUUCCAGUCGGGAUUCCUGCGCUACCCCUUGAAGAGAGAAGGGGUUCCGUACAGGAUGCUCCACUCACAGGACCCUACGCUGUCAUUUAUUGCUCACCAACCAGAGGAUGCUCUCUGCGCCGUGGAGAUCUCCAGUACUGAGUAUCUGUUAUGUUUUUCGAGCAUCGGGAUUUACACCGACAGCAGGGGCCUCCGAUCCAGGCCGGCCGAGCUCCUGUGGCCGGCCCCGCCAACCUGCUGCCGUUACAAUGCCCCAUACCUCUCUGUGUACAGUGAAAAUGCGGUGGACAUCUUUGACGUGAACUCCAUGGAGUGGAUCCAGACUGUCCCCCUCAAGAAGGUUCGACCCUUGAAUAGAGAAGGAUCCCUAAAUGUUUUGCCUUUGGAGACAAUUAGAUUAAUAUAUUUCAAAAAUAAGAUGACAAGUCUAGACGGAGAUGAGCUGGUGUUCCCUGAAACAUCAGAUAAUCAUCAGAAGCAAAUGGUCCGACACCUUCACAGCAAGCGUCGAUAUUCCUUCAGAGCUCCCUCACGUGUGGGCCACAAGGACCACUCUAGAACCCUGUGCUACGUGAUGUGAUUGGGAAGAAAAAGAAAUCAAUCUCUGAAGCUUGGGCAGAAACUUCUGUUCCCAACAGUGGUAUGUUUAUUUCUCUGUGAACCCUCAAAGAAAACCUUUUUGUAGUAAGUACAAAUGGAAGUGUAAUGUUGACUUAUCCCCUGUGAAUGUGGAAUAAUUGAAAUUCAGUAUGUAAGCCUCCAAAUGAUAAAUAUAGAACAAAUGUGUAUAAACAUCAUAAUGUAUGUCCCAUAACCAUUUAGUGAACAAAUAUAUUGUGUAUGCGUGUGGACUGA
Molecule: messenger RNA, 2479 nt
Organism: Suricata suricatta (meerkat)
Lineage: Eukaryota; Metazoa; Chordata; Mammalia; Carnivora; Herpestidae
Product: serine/threonine-protein kinase MRCK alpha-like
Exons: 16
Coding region: 192-2204 (670 amino acids)
Biological process (GO): peptidyl-threonine phosphorylation; actomyosin structure organization
Cellular component (GO): cytoplasm; actomyosin; cytoskeleton
Molecular function (GO): protein serine/threonine kinase activity
Source: RefSeq, a predicted model, not a curated record